Medicago truncatula (barrel medic) is the source of this 654-nucleotide messenger RNA. RefSeq names its product 18.1 kDa class I heat shock protein. Lineage: Eukaryota; Viridiplantae; Streptophyta; Magnoliopsida; Fabales; Fabaceae. The transcript has a single exon. The coding region runs from base 75 to 527 and encodes 150 amino acids. The record is from RefSeq and is a predicted model, not a curated record.
UCUCUUUCUCUAUCAGCAACAGAAACAGCAACUACGAAACGAUCAAAUCAAGAAACUAAAACAAGGAUUCUACAAUGUCUCUCAUUCCAAGCUUCUUUGGCGGUAGACAAAACAACGUUUUUGAUCCAUUCUCAAUGGAUAUAUGGGAUCCACUCCAAGGUUUUCCAUCAUCUGCUCGUGAAACAACUGCACUAGCAAACACACGUGUGGACUGGAAAGAAACACAAGAAGCUCACGUGUUCAGUGUAGAUCUUCCUGGUUUGAAGAAAGAAGAAGUGAAAGUUGAAAUAGAAGAUGGAAAUGUGUUGCAGAUAAGUGGUGAGAGAAACAAAGAGCAGGAAGAGAAGGAUGAUAAGUGGCAUCGUGUUGAGAGAAGUUCUGGGAAGUUUAUGAGGAGGUUUAGGUUGCCUGAGAAUGUUAAAAUGGAUCAGGUUAAAGCUGGUAUGGAGAAUGGGGUUCUUACUGUUACUGUUCCUAAGGAAGAAGAGAAGAAGAGUGAGGUUAAGUCUAUUGAAAUUUCUGGGUAACCUUCAAACCAUGUUGUGAUGUUCCUUUUGUUAAACAAUGUUUAUUUUGUUUAUGUUUUUUUUUUUCCAGCGUUGUAAGGUCUUGGUAAAUGGUAAUAAUAAUGUAUAUGCAGGGUGUUGUAAAAAA